Molecule: messenger RNA, 2122 nt
Organism: Phodopus roborovskii (desert hamster)
Lineage: Eukaryota; Metazoa; Chordata; Mammalia; Rodentia; Cricetidae
Gene: Pgap2
Product: post-GPI attachment to proteins 2
Exons: 9
Coding region: 438-1202 (254 amino acids)
Biological process (GO): GPI anchor biosynthetic process
Cellular component (GO): Golgi membrane; endoplasmic reticulum membrane
Source: RefSeq, a predicted model, not a curated record
ACACAGGGCCCCUCGAAGAGGACUGGGGAGUGGCUAGAAUGGUGAGCACCAAACAGCGGUGACGUUGUGCUGAGACUCCGCCCCUUUCCUUGGAGCGCGGAGACUCGGGCUACGGAAGCUCCGGCCAAUCAGAGGGAAGGCCCAAGGAUGACAUGGUGAUGGCAUGCAGUCAGAGGGACUCCGGCUCAAGAUCCCUCCAGGCUCUGCGGAUGGAGGCGUGGGGGAGCCUUGGAACCUCAUAGUCUAGUUUUGAAUCCCAGCUCUGCCAGUUACUAGCCUGUGGCUUUGAGCCCAGGAUGGUUAGGUGACUUGUCCAAGGUCACACACCUAAAAGGGAGGCCAGGCACACAGCCAAGAAGUGGAACCAAAUAUCCUUUCUGUUUGUUUCUGAAACUGUUCUUGAACCAACUCAUCGUCCCUUCCUGGGGUCUGACAAGAUGUACCAAGUUCCACUGACGCUGGACCGAGAUGGGACCCUAGUCCGGCUCCGCUUUACCAUGGUGGCCCUAAUCACGGUCUGCUGUCCACUCGUCGCCUUUUUGUUCUGCAUCCUUUGGUCCCUGCUCUUCCACUUCAAGGAGACAACAUCUACACACUGUGGGGUGCCCAAUUACCUGCCAUCAGUGAGCUCUGCCAUUGGUGGGGAGGUUCCCCAACGCUAUGUGUGGCGCUUCUGCAUUGGCCUGCAUUCGGCACCCCGCUUCUUGGCGGCCUUCGCUUAUUGGAACCACUACCUCAGCUGUGCAUCCCCGUGUCCGGGUUACCGCCUUCUCUGCCGCCUCAACUUCAGUCUCAACGUAGUGGAGAACCUCGCGCUGCUCGUGCUCACCUACGUCUCCUCCUCCGAGGACUUCACCAUCCACGAAAACGCUUUCAUUGUGUUUAUCGCGGCAUCCCUCAGUUACAUGCUCCUCACCUGUAUUCUCUGGCGUCUGACCAAGAAGCACACAGUAAGUCAGGAGGAUCGCAAGUCCUACAGCUGGAAACAGCGGCUCUUCAUCAUCAACUUCGUCUCCUUCUUCUCGGCGCUGGCUGUCUAUUUCCGGCACAACAUGUAUUGUGAGGCUGGAGUGUAUACCAUCUUUGCCAUCCUGGAGUACACUGUUGUCCUAACCAACAUGGCGUUCCACAUGACAGCCUGGUGGGACUUUGGGAACAAAGAGCUCCUAAUAACCUCUCAGCCCGAGGAAAAGAGAUUCUAAACCCUUCUCUGAUGCUGGGAAGAGGCAACCUACUGCCCAGAAACAAGCAACCACUCUGGCCUUCCCUAUCUCCAAGUCCUCUCCAGGCCCUUCUCAAGCUGGGGGCUGAGGGAGAAGAGCAGGCAUGGGCAUGCCAAGGCUGGCCCCAGCACUGCUGACUUCUCCCCAACCCUCCCAAGGAUUUUCAGGAAACAUCACCACUAACUGAAAGGUCCUAAGAACUGAGCUGGUAGGAAAGCUCCACCACUUGGUGCUAAAAAAAGAAAAAAGAAGAAAAAAAAAAAGUCCUGAGGGUCAUGACCAUCUUUUAGUUUUUGACCUUUAUGAUGACACUUUUCACUGAGGCUAGGAACCCCUGAGCAGUGGCCCAUUACUUGAAGAUCAUAGCCAUUUAUCUCUAGGUCCUUCACAUGACCAACAUGUCUGGUGACCUACUGUGCACACCCCAGAGCUGUUGUCUGUCUGUGAAUUACCCAGGUGUUCUUGAUGUACACUCUUCCCUUCAGCCUCAUCGUGUUCCCGUGUAAGCCUUGGGAAAGGCUUUGCUGGUGCCUCUGAGGUCAUCUGAUAGAAUAAUGCUCUGUACUUGACAGAUGACUGAGCCCAGAAGCAUCAAGUAUAGGAUGUGUUUCCCUUCCUAUCUAAAUCACCAGCUUUUUGGGCACACUGAACUGUGACUAUAACCUUAGCACAUUGGAGGCUGAGACUGGUGGACUGCUUCAAGAUCCAUGCCAACCUGGGCUACAGUGAGAUCUUGUCUCAAAAAUGGAGUCUCAGGCAUGGUGGCACAUGCCUUUAAUCCCAGCACAGCAGAGGCAGGCAGGUAUCUGUGAGCUCAAGGCCAGACUGGUCUAUACAGUGAGUUCAAGGCAGGUCAGGACUAUACAGUAAGACCUUGUCUCAGAAAAACAAAACAAAAC